CGUCUGAUUUGGUACAUCUCUGUUGCCGUAGAAAAAACCACGCGCAUGCGCCUUUCCGCUUCUUUUUGAGCAGCAAUGGCGUCCUCCUUAGCGGUGUGCAGGUUACAUAUGAAAGGAAGGGGCAGCCUGCUGAAGUGCCUACAGAAGGCCGAUACAUUUUUUCGCAGGAAUAUUGGAACAAACGCCGUUGCUGCGCAAGAAGAAAAAGAAGGAUUCAAAUCUUUGUAUGCUGUUCAGGAGGAAAGACAAGAACAGGCAGAGAGAUCUGUUCUCAUCAGCUGCCAAUCCAGAACUAAUGAGAAGAAGUUCCUCAAGUAUUUAUCAAGACAUGGAGAUAUCAAUAAAUACUUCUUUUAUGAAAGCUAUGGCAUUUACGCUGUGGUGGAAUUUUCCAACCGGGAGAGUCUUGCUUCAUUACUUGAAGAGGCUGCCAUCCCCGGUGUCAGCCAUGAAUCCAUGUUGCCUUUUAAAUCAAGGCUGCUGUCGCUGAGGAACCUUGGCUCAGCAGACUCCCCAAACCAGCAAUCAGUCCAGCAGUGCCAACCACAAACAUCCAUCCCCAUCAACGAGCUCAUACAGAGACUGUCCAGAGAGGAAAGUAUAGACCAACAGAUAACCUCCCUAACAGAUGUCUAUCAGCUAACGGAGGAGAACAGCCGGCUGCGUUUCCUUGUUUGCUCUCUGCUCAAGGACAUCGCUGCUGCUUAUUUCCCCGAAUGCACCAUCAAGCCAUUUGGCUCAUCAGUGAACGGCUUUGGAAAGCUAGGCUGUGACCUGGAUAUGUUUCUGGACCUGGAUGGCAUCAGUGGAAGAAAUGCAAAGAUGCCAAAAUCAGGUUUGUGGCUGGAGUACCAGAUGAAGAGGGCCAACUCAGAGCGGGCCGUCACCCAGAGCAUCCUGUCUGUCAUCGGGGAGUGCGUGGACCAGUUUGGGCCUGGUUGCGUGGGGGUGCAGAAGAUACUCAACGCACGAUGCCCCCUGGUCCGUUUCGCCCACCAGCCUUCUGGUUUUCAGUGUGACCUUACAGCCAACAACAGGGUGGCGAUGAAGAGCACCGAGCUGCUCUACCUGUACAGAGAGCUGGACCCGCGCGUUCGACAUCUGGUGUUCACCGUGCGCUGUUGGGCCCGAGCUCACGGUAUCACCAGCAGCAUCCCCGGGGCCUGGAUCAGCAACUUCUCCCUCACUGUCAUGGUGCUGUUCUUCCUGCAGAGGAGGAGCCCUCCCAUCAUCCCCACGCUGGACCACCUCAGGGACCUAGCAGGUCCCGCGGACAAGAGCGUGAUUGAGGGGAACGACUGCACGUUCGUCAGCGACUUCAACAAGAUCCAGCUCCAGAGCAACACGGAAACACUGGAGAAACUGCUGCGUGAAUUCUUUGAGUUCUACGCCACCUUUGCAUUCAACAGGAUGUCCAUAAGUAUCCGAAAGGGAAAAGAGCAGAACAAGCCAGAGGUAGCCCCGCUGCACAUCCAGAACCCGUUCGAAACCUCCCUCAACGUCAGCAAGAACGUCAACGUCACACAGCUGGAGCGCUUUGUGGCGUUGUGUCAGGAGAGCUCCUGGCUGCUCCAGCAGAGUGAAACCAACACACCCAGCGGUGGUAAAGAGGGAAAGGCUUCCACACCUUGGGGACUCGCUACCCUCCUCAUGCCCACGCAGGUUGCAGGGAUCAAAGGUCGCAAGAAAAGGAAAAGGGAGCCGGCUAGUGAGAGGAUCAAGAGCUUGCUGGAAUCCUUGAAGAAUACCAAUCAGCCUAACAAAAGCUAAGACUCUCUGGAGAUCUCAGAAAGCAGCUCCAUCCUCUUACUUUCACUUUACUCAUGCACUGGUGGACACCUCCUGGUUUUCAUGUUGGUGCCUAACUGAGGAGGCGAGGAGCAGCUUCUACUGGUAAAUUCAUCUGCCGGACUAUAGUUCCAAACAUGGACACUGGAGGGCAUUACUGAGGCCUGUGUGUGCAUAUGUUUGGGACCUGGAAUAAGGGAGUGAUUACUGUGUACUUUAUUGUAGACUUGCUUACUCUGUUGUAAUUAAAGCCACUCCUAAAGAGUCCUUCCAGUGGCUCUUUAGGAGCUAAGACUGUUUUAUGAUUCACAUGUUUAUUAGAUUCAAAAUAUGUUGUGCAUGGAGGUUUUGAUUUAUACUGAUCACUAACAUCUGUUUACACCUCAAAACAAAAUCACUAUGGAUAUAUUUCUUUCUAAUAAUGUCACAAUACAGAUGGAAUAUUCUAGCUUUUAUUGAAAAACUGAAAACACUGGAUUUGUUUUUUAUGGCCCUCCAAAAAUGACAAAAUGUGGUUAAAGGGUUUCAGACAUACAUCAAUACUUCUAGUUUAAAGGAGUGUAGAAAAAACAACUAAACCUUUUUUCCCUCCAAUUAGUUGGAAGAGAAAGAGAAAAGCCUUUUCACCGUUAGCUACUUAGCUGGAGCUAACUUGUGAUGGAGUGAUAGACAUAACCCGCACUGGCUGUUAUAGUUUAACGAUUAAGUCAGCUAGGUACAGUAGCUAGUUGAAAAGGCUGGUUCUCAGAGUGUGAAAGCUAAGCUAGCUAACCACAUAGUAUGAUGCUCUGCGCUCAUUUUAACUAGUUUAUAUUCUUAAAGCACUUACUAUUUAUUUUUGACUCGUCUAAUGACAUUUAACUGCCUUUUGUCCACUAAAAAGAACACUCUAACACCAUCUUCAAAAUGUUACAUCUGGAUUUCAAUUUUUUUAGCAGCAAAUGAUCAAAAACAGUGACAUAAUGGUGCUAGCGUGUGUAAAAUGUAUAUAGAAGCAGACAGCCCAUUAACUUGGUCCCCCAGUUAACUGGAACCAAAGUCAGCUUUGUGGCAAAGUCUGUUGAAUCGAUUGACCUCUCUGAAAACCCACUGAUUGAUAUGUCAUGUUAAAUAUGUGAAAAGAGACGUACCACGGAACUCUUGAUUCAGU
Molecule: messenger RNA, 2938 nt
Organism: Anoplopoma fimbria (sablefish)
Lineage: Eukaryota; Metazoa; Chordata; Actinopteri; Perciformes; Anoplopomatidae
Gene: mtpap
Product: mitochondrial poly(A) polymerase
Exons: 9
Coding region: 76-1770 (564 amino acids)
Cellular component (GO): mitochondrion
Molecular function (GO): poly(A) RNA polymerase activity
Source: RefSeq, a predicted model, not a curated record